This is a messenger RNA of Drosophila biarmipes, 946 nucleotides long. RefSeq lists its product as uncharacterized. The transcript is spliced from 2 exons. NCBI's taxonomy places the organism in Eukaryota, Metazoa, Arthropoda, Insecta, Diptera, Drosophilidae. The record is from RefSeq and is a predicted model, not a curated record. Bases 561 to 761 code for a protein of 66 amino acids.
AUUUCGGUAAAUUCAAUUUUCGCUGUAAACCCUUUUAACCUAUGGACUUGGCUGAUCUUACAACGUUGCGUUUUCAAAUAGUUUUUUACGUUUAAAAAUUUUGAAAGGGUGCUUCGGGUAUUCGAUUUUUUUCUCGGUGUCUAACAAAUUGAGCUGACGUCACGCGACUCGUGGUGCGUAACUGCCGCUCUCUCGGCCGCCUCCCUCAAACCCACUCUCCGCGGUUCUCUAUCUUCGUCCACACACAUGCCGUUUUGGAGCUGUAGUGGAAUUCCAGGCUCCAUUUUCAUUCAGCUGACUGCUGGCGGAGAGUUGAAUUAAUCGCCAGCUGGAAGGCUUUCAUUCAUGGACGUCACCUUCCAGGAUGCCACUUAAUUUAGUGCGUAUUCCAGGCUGCGCAGGAGGGAGAAAAAGCCGUUACAGCAGGCGGCGAACAGGACUUCCCUUAAAAAGCAGCCACGAACCCUCAUUAUAAUUCUGAGUUUUAAUUGAACGGAAGAAACCUUGCGUUUUCCUCUUUAUAUUUUCUGUAGUAUUCAUAGUUUUAGUACAAUCCCAAAAUGGUGACUUUUGGUUGUGUCGCAAAACUGUUAAGUGGGUUCGAGUGCUGCGGUAAUUCGUGGGUCAAAGCCGUAAAUCCCGGGUGGUACGAGGCCCGUGAGAUUCCCAAGACCAUUCUGAUCCAAAAGAUGCGACAGGUGGCACCCCAAACCGCGGAGCCGCCAAAGAAGCCCAGACCGAUGCGCCCGCCAAAACACUAAACAGGACAGAUAUUCCCAAAUAAAUUGUUUUUAUUGGCGGUGACAAAAGUGCAAAAUCGAAAUGUGAAAAGUAAUUUGCGGUCGAACAAAGAACCAUAAAAUUGAGACUGAAGGCGUCGUAAAAAUCGAGAAGAAAUAAAAAGUUCGAGGAAGUGCUGUUUGAAUAUAUAAAAAGGUGAAUAAAG